AUGACUUCCAUUAGACUCUUCUUCUGUCUUGCAUUCAUAGCUACUACUUAUGGCUGCGGUGUGCCAGCCAUCAAGCCUGUGGUCACCGGCUACUCGAGGAUUGUGAAUGGCGAGGAGGCAGUACCAGGGUCCUGGCCCUGGCAGGUGUCCCUUCAGGAUGCAACUGGUUUCCAUUUCUGCGGUGGUUCUCUGAUUAAGGAAAACUGGGUCCUCACUGCUGCCCACUGUGAUGUGAGCGUUAACAAGCAUUAUGUAGUCCUUGGUGAGCACAACAGGAGGUCCUCGGAUGAGCCAAUACAGAUGAAGACCAUCGCCAAGGUCUUUACUCAUCCUGGAUGGAGUCGCCGGACACUGCAGAAUGACAUCGCUGUAGUAAAGCUCUCAGAUCCUGCUGACCUCACUCUCCACGUGUCUCCCGUCUGCCUGCCCGCUGCAACAGAUGACUUUCCGGCAUCCAUGAAGUGUGUUACAUCCGGAUGGGGCAUGACUAACGCCAAUGCGUUCAUUUCUCCCAGUAAACUGCAGCAGACAAGUCUUCCCCUCCUCAGCAACAUGGACUGCCAGGAGUACUGGGGUGACAAAAUUAGUGGCGUCAUGAUCUGUGCUGGUGGGGCAGGUGCUUCCUCCUGUAUGGGGGAUUCAGGAGGUCCUCUGGUCUGUGAGAUGGACAACUCGUGGCAUCUGGUCGGUAUUGUUUCCUGGGGUAGCAGCGGGUGCUCCACCGACUUCCCUGGCGUUUACGCUCGGGUGACUAAAUUCCGAGCUUGGGUUGAUGAGAUCCUUGCUGCUAAUUAA
This is a messenger RNA of Callorhinchus milii (elephant shark), 795 nucleotides long. Its product is annotated as chymotrypsin B-like. Gene Ontology annotation, molecular function: serine-type endopeptidase activity. NCBI's taxonomy places the organism in Eukaryota, Metazoa, Chordata, Chondrichthyes, Chimaeriformes, Callorhinchidae. The record is from RefSeq and is a predicted model, not a curated record. Gene Ontology annotation, biological process: proteolysis. Bases 1 to 795 code for a protein of 264 amino acids. The transcript has 7 exons.